Molecule: messenger RNA, 1617 nt
Organism: Melitaea cinxia (Glanville fritillary)
Lineage: Eukaryota; Metazoa; Arthropoda; Insecta; Lepidoptera; Nymphalidae
Product: neural cell adhesion molecule 2-like
Exons: 11
Biological process (GO): cell-cell adhesion
Cellular component (GO): cell-cell junction
Molecular function (GO): cell adhesion molecule binding
Source: RefSeq, a predicted model, not a curated record
AUCAACUCGUUUAUUAAAACUGUCAUUAUGAUUCAGCUUGUUACGUCUCAUGUCUUGACAGAGGAAACAAAGGAUGGCGAGCCGUUCCUGCAGGUCAUGGCUAGAUCAUCUGUUUACAAUGUCGGCGAGGAUAAAGCAAUUUACUGCAAAGGACUGAAUCUGCCUGAGAAAAUCGUAUGGUACUCGCCAUCGGGCAAUAUUGUCGAGGGACGUUCCGUCAAGAACACCAGGGUAUAUGUACAGCCUAAAAACGAAUCACUAGUUAGUAGUCUAGUUCCACUCAUCAUUCACAGCGCUAAGAUUGAGGAUAGCGGAAACUGGACUUGUAAAGCAGGGCCACUUAGUGAAAAACUGGAAAUCCUUGUAGGAGAAAAAGUUAAUUUGAGCGUCAAGGAAGACAAUCUAAUAGGAGAAGAGUCGAAAUCUGCCAAACUCGACUGCGUAGCUAAAGGUUAUCCAAAACCAGUAGUUCAUUGGUACAAGGAUUUAGUACCUAUCGUUGAUGAUCAUAAGAAAUAUAUCAUAAGAAAAAGGGAAGACAAUCAUCAGUUGGAAAUCAGGAACCUGACGCAUCAGGACACUGGCGAGUACACGUGUAAAGUGACACAAAAAGCGUUGUCUUACUACACAUACAAGCGAGUAUAUCUUACUGUGCAACAUAAGCCCGUCUUGGUCAACCAUGAAACAAACGAGGUCUACUACACAAAGUUUAGCAGUGAAGAGGUCUACGCUAUUGUAAACAAAACAAAGAACAUCACGUGCAGUGCCAUUGCGAGUCCUCCUCCGACUUUCCGUUGGAACAGGCGCAUCAAUGGUUUCGAUACAGAAAUUAUUGACGAUGAAGAUACGGUUUUAAAAUCAGCCGAUGGUACUAUGUCAGUGUUGCAAUUGAGAGUGUACAACGAGAGCUACCUGGGAGAGUACGUGUGCUCAGUGUCUAACAACAUGGGACACGUAUCUAUCGUCUUCGACGUUCAAUUAGGCAAUAAGCCAAACCCGCCAGAUUCUGUAACAUUUUUGAAUGCUUCAACCACCGAAUUGACAUUCAACGUCACUUGCUCGACCUGCAACUUGGCGAUUGAAGAAGAAGAUAAGUCUCCCGAUCCGAAAAAUCUUACGGUUAUCGGCUAUACAUUCCUAGUCGUUCCAUACCAAGAGAAUUAUCCAGCUGAUUGGGAUGCAGCUACGGAAUUCAAAGUUGAUAUCGAAUCACCUUCAGAUACGGUGUUCACGGUGGGUCCACUGGCGAACAAGACACGAUACCACGUGCGUGUCAGUUCGCGCAACGCGGCUGGCAAUUCCGAGUGGGUGGACGUAUCUCCCGAUCCCAGCACUGGGCUCGCCACACGCCUCGCCACCUCAUUACUACUGUUAUUCGCCUCCGUGCUCGCCGCUUUUUAAUGUCUCACUUGCACUAAUCGAAUUGCGUACAUCAUUCCAUUGAUGCCGCUCGAUAGAAUAUCUGGUAGGCAAUAUUGUUGAUGUUGUUUUAGUGACAGUGUUGAAUGUAAUAGUCAAGAUAAUACUACCAAUUUUGCUAAUACAAUUUCCUUCAUAAGAGAAUAGAAAUUUAUUGUAACACUGUCGAUACAUUAGUGUAAUCAAUACUUAAUUAAU